This is a messenger RNA of Echinostoma caproni, 2763 nucleotides long. Lineage: Eukaryota; Metazoa; Platyhelminthes; Trematoda; Plagiorchiida; Echinostomatidae. The record is from the annotation of a GenBank genome assembly.
UCGUCUUCCCUCUGCUAUCUUGUUCUCUCUUGCUUUUCUAUUUUCACUCUUGCUUCGUAUUCAUCUUGUCUCGACGAAUCUACCAAGAACCGGGACCAUUGGGCCUGGCCUCGAACGCGUACAUUACUUCAAGACUUCAAGACUUGCCCUGAAAUUGUUUUACUCACUCAACUUACAGGUGAUCAUAGACCUGUGUUUACUACUUCUCCUGAGGAUACCUUCCUGCCACACGACCAACAAUUGACUUUAAAGUGUUAUGCUACUGGUUAUCCUGCACCCUCAAUCACCUGGUAUAAAGAUGAUAAACCAGGAACUUCUAACAGAAUAACCAAUCACGGAGAGCUCAUCAUUUUGCGAUUUGGAACGUCAGAUGAAGGAGUCUAUUAUUGUAAUGCGAGCAAUAUCCACGGAUGGGCCAAGUCAGCUAGCGCCACUGUUCGUUCUGCCUUUUUUGAUUCUUCUGCAGCUCAAGGACCCGAUAAUAAAGCAGUAAACGUUGGCGACACGGUGGUUCUUGAGUGUGUUCCUCCCAAUGGAUUGCCAAAGCCUUCGGUUUCCUGGACUCGUGAUGGAUCGGUUCUGACUGAAAGUCACCGAAUUCAAAUAAUUGAACACUCCAAUCUAAAAAUCCACCCAGUGAAGCAAAGUGAUGCUGGUUCUUACCAGUGUCGAGCAGAAAACUUUGCUGGACGAUGGGAAAGCAGCCCAUCGACGCUCACUGUCCAAAGAAAACCACGGUUCACCUCAGCUCCAGGAAAUAAACAAGCUGUUGUUGGCGAAUCGGUCGAUUUUCAGUGCCUCGCUGCGGACGUCCCAAACUCCACAAUCGUCUGGCGUAAAUCAAUGGGGAAAAUGCGGGCAAAGUUGUGGAACAAGCGCAGCUUAAGAAUAGAAAACGUUCAGCUCUCAGACGCUGGGGACUAUGUAUGCGAGGUAAAAAAUGCUCACGGUAGAGCAGAGGCUGUUGCGCAUCUAUCAGUGAUUUCGCCACCGACGUUUCUGGUUACACCAGAUGAUCGAACUGUACCAGUUGGAGAAACUGUAACCUUUGAUUGUGUAGCUUCUGGUACCCCUCCACCAAGUGUGCGGUGGAUUCACAACGGAGAAACAUUUUGGGUGCCAUCUGGAUACAACCCUUCAGUAUUUGGAAGACGCCAAGUGUAUUCUAAUGGAACUCUUAUCAUAAGUUCAGUAACCGCUACGGAUGAAGGCAUGUAUGAGUGUCGAGCUUCCCAACUGGCUGGAAUUGUGAAAUCAUUGUCUCGCUUAUUUGUGGAAACACCGUUUGCACAACCACUUCCAGUUAUCGAGUUGGUUCCUCAGAAUCUCACGUUGUAUUCGGGUAUGAUAGCCACCUUUCCGUGCCAAGCUAGCGUCCUUCGGUAUCCUCGCUCUUCACCCACUACGAGUGAUCAUUCUUUUCCGGAGAUAGUAACUCAUUGGUAUAUUAAUGGUGUUCGAGUCUCACCUCCUAACGAUCGCCGGAUUGUAUUGUUCAACACAGGGUCUCUCCAGCUGCAUGCGGUUCGACCAUCCGACACUGGUGUUUACAAGUGUGAAGUGGAAGUGGAGGAGUUCAACAGAGGUACCGUUUCGUCAACCAAGACAAGUUGGUCUGCACACCUGACAGUUCUUCAAAGUGGAUUAGAGUCUGAUUCUGCUGGAAUGAAUUUUGAAGGCAAAAACGCCGAUGGUCUUAUUCCACAUCCUCCUGAGCGUAUCGAACUGUUGAGCGUGGGUGACACAUGGAUAACAAUUUUGCUUGAUUUUCCAGAGACUAACAAUUCAGCUCCUAGGCAGGAUUUGCCUUCAGAGUAUCGCAUUGAAUAUGCCGAGUAUAAUUCGUCUUCUGGAUGGCAACUUGCAUCCGCCUCUGUAAAGGCACGCGAAACCAGAAUUGAAAAUCUCAAUCCGCGGACUGGCUAUUAUAUACUUGUUCGUGGUGUGAACAAACACGGAGUCGGGAGACCAAAAAUUUUGGAUCAAGUGGUAUAUACACUUGCUUCUAGUACCAGAGACGAUGUGGAUCAGGUACACAUUUUAGCCCGGAUCCAGAAGGUUCAUUUCAGUCCACUUCUAUCGAGGCCCCUGUCUCCAUCAGAAGCUUUAGUGGAGUGGACGACCUGUGGACAUGUCGCUUCAUUAUCAGAAAUUAACGCCCACAAGGUAACUGCUAAGCCGGUGCCACUUUCACGUUGUCUUUCGUUGGAUCCUAAGUUGAAUGGCUAUACAUUGCAGCAUCAUGAAGAAAAAGCGAGCUUUACUGAAUCCCAAUGUUCACUAAGUGAUUCCUCAACGGAAUAUGAGUCAGGAGACGAAUUUUCCCACUGCAGCCUAUCGGAACUUAGAGAUAAGUAUGAUCUCUCUGCUGACCCCCCAUUGUCUCUUACUAGAGAACAUUUUGAAGUUAAUGCAGAUGUGGCUAAUGGCAAUUCACUUUACAAGCGUGCCGUUAUUCCGGAAUUGAAACCGUUUAUAUGUUACUCCGUCGAAAUAGAGCCGGUUGGUACUCAUCCCCUUUUUGGUCAUUUGUUUGGUCCUCGAAGCAAAUCGGUUACAGUGCUUACCUUCGACAGCUCUCCUUCAGGCGCUCCAAAGGUUUUUAGAGCUUUGUGGGUGCAAAAUGGUACAGUACUUGAGCUGCAUUGGCAUCCGCCUGCAAUGUGGGAACAAGGUGGCGUGUUAACCGGGUAUACAAUGCGGAUUAUCGGUCCAUCGGCUCUCUCAAAUCGAAAUAUAAAUGUGAGUUCAGUUGUUUUUUGA